This is a messenger RNA of Rosa rugosa (rugosa rose), 968 nucleotides long. RefSeq names its product ADP-ribosylation factor 2-like. Gene Ontology annotation, cellular component: cytoplasm. The record is from RefSeq and is a predicted model, not a curated record. Gene Ontology annotation, biological process: vesicle-mediated transport; intracellular protein transport. NCBI's taxonomy places the organism in Eukaryota, Viridiplantae, Streptophyta, Magnoliopsida, Rosales, Rosaceae. Bases 173 to 718 code for a protein of 181 amino acids. The transcript is spliced from 7 exons. Gene Ontology annotation, molecular function: GTPase activity; GTP binding.
UUCUCUGACUCUUCCUCCCUCUGUGUCUGUGGUUCUAUAAAUACAGAGAUACUCAUAAAGCGUACGUAUCGGUGUCUAAGGACAGCUCCUCUCUUCUCUUCUCUUCUUAGACACACACACAGAGAGCGGAAGAGGCGUAGAUCUCAAAUUCCUCUCUUCCUCAGGUGAAAAAAUGGGGCUGUCUUUCACCAAGCUUUUCAGUCGUCUCUUUGCCAAGAAAGAGAUGCGUAUACUCAUGGUGGGUCUCGAUGCCGCUGGUAAGACCACCAUUCUCUACAAGCUCAAGCUCGGCGAGAUCGUCACCACCAUUCCCACCAUUGGAUUCAAUGUCGAGACUGUGGAAUAUAAGAACAUCAGCUUUACUGUCUGGGAUGUUGGGGGUCAGGACAAGAUUCGACCCCUGUGGAGGCACUACUUCCAAAACACACAAGGACUUAUCUUUGUGGUUGAUAGCAACGAUCGUGACCGUGUAGUUGAAGCUAGGGAUGAGCUGCACAGAAUGUUGAAUGAGGAUGAGUUGAGGGAAGCUGUGCUGCUUGUAUUUGCUAACAAGCAAGAUCUUCCAAAUGCCAUGAAUGCUGCUGAAAUAACUGAUAAGCUUGGCCUUCACUCCCUCCGUCAACGCCACUGGUAUAUCCAGAGCACAUGUGCUACUUCUGGUGAAGGACUGUAUGAGGGACUAGACUGGCUCUCAAACAACAUUGCAAACAAGGCUUAGAUGGCUUACUUGAAUUUUGUGUUUUGAAAGUGCUGCAACACAAAGUUGACGUUUGAUUCUUGGUGUUCUGCCUUUGCUACCAUCUUAAAGUGCUUGUUCCUUGUUUGUGUUUUCCUUUUGCAACUGUGCCCGUCUUUUACCUGUAGUUUAACAAUAAUUCAUAGAUUCUCAAUCUUUUGUCAUGGUAUUAACUCAAUAGCUUUGUUUCUGCCAAUUUAUUUUGCGAAAGGAAAUAUCUCUCAUUUAUUCA